AAAAAACUUCAUUUUUGUGCGCGCGGCUGGAGUAGCGCCACGGAUGCGACAAAAUUACCGGACCGCCAUGGCAGCGCCGAGUGCCACAUUUUCAGAUCAGGAUUCUUCAACGAUCCAGAAAGAAAAGGACCAGAAGAAGAAGAAGAACUGAAGAGGAAGCAAUCAAACUAGUCUUCCGGAAGCAACGAUCGAAGAUGGAUCACUACAGGGUAUUAGGGGUGAGCCGUCAGGCAAGCAAGGAAGCAAUCAAACUAGCCUUCCGGAAGCUCGCCGUAGAAUUCCACCCCGACAAGCACGUUAACUCCCCGCCGGACGUGAGAGAACGCGCCACCUCCAAAUUCAAGCAGCUCUCCGACGCCUACGACACCCUAAUGGACGAUCGCAAGCGCGCCGAUUACAACAUCCGCUCCUCUAACCCUUCUCCACCCUACGGAAGCAAUCGUCAUAAUAGCAGCUAUUAUCAAUAUCAGAGUGGUGGUAAUUACCGAAAUCCGCGCGGUUAUGGCUAUAAUGACGGUUAUACCCACUGCCGCCCUGCUUCCUCCGGCAUGAAGUUCGAGAUGCUUUUGCGCUUCAUGACUACCAGGAGUUUUCUUCUCAACCUUUCAUUUGCUGGGCUUUUGUUAGGUGCAUCUAUGGGAGUCCAUAGCGGUGGAAAGGCACUAUGGAAGAUGCACAACUCUGGAAAAUCAUUUGAAGAUGCGAUGGAGUCCAUAGACAAAUCCAAAGGAUUUAACGGUGAAAAAUAGAUUGUUCAUGUCAUCAUGGGUCUUGAUGAUACUAACUAGAGGGACUAGAGCAGCAAGUGUUUGAGUCCAUUUUGUCAUAGUCCGAUGACAAAAACUACAUCAUUCUUAAUAUGAGCAGGAAUUAAAAGGUAAGGCAAUUUCCAACACGGGUUUAAUGUCCAUAUAAAUGUGUGUAUUGAGUGGGCAGGUGCUUGUGUGUGUUAAUAGAAUUAAGGCAAAAAAAGAAUAUUUGCAUUCAUUGGUUACAAAAAGUGGAACAUCGAUUUCAUCAAGAGGUAGCAAAACAUCACUACGUCUGAACCGUCUGAUCAGAGGUGCAAAAUCUUGAUCUUCCAAGCAGUAUUGUGCUUCUCGCAGCUCGCCUUCUCUUCUCACUGUACGCAACUCUUCAGCAAAAGUGUUGGGAUUGGCAGAAACUUGGAUUUGCAAUAACCCUGUCAUCAAGGUGAAUAAGAAGAGGAGGAAGAACAAACAAUAAGUGAAUCAUGCGCUGAAUGCUUGAACAUGUUUUUAUAGCUUUCCAUGCAGCAUUUGCUUCACCCUCUUUCAGUCUCAUCUGAUGUGUAUGGUCUUGUCAAGUUAUUAUACUCUUAGUUACUCACUAUGUCCCAUUUUAAUGAUCAAAUCAUUCAUAUAUUCAUUUUAAUAGAUACUAUUCAUUGAUUAAAUUC
This is a messenger RNA of Cuscuta epithymum, 1420 nucleotides long. Lineage: Eukaryota; Viridiplantae; Streptophyta; Magnoliopsida; Solanales; Convolvulaceae. The record is from the annotation of a GenBank genome assembly.